AUGGAAUCGAGUUGUAUCCAGUCUGCCAUGGCUCUGGGGCUCUCCUCCAAGAAAGCAUCUUCCAGGAACAUUGCAGUGGAAAGGAAGAAUCUCAUCACCGUCUGCAGGUUUUCUGUGAAGACCCUUCUGGAGAAAUACACCACAGAGCCCAUUGACGACUCAUCAGAAGAGUUUGUCAACUUCGCUGCCAUCCUUGAGCAGAUUCUGAGUCACCGCUUUAAAGUCUGCUCUGACGCAGGUCCUGUCAGCUGGUUCAGCUCCGAUGGGCAGCGCGGCUUCUGGGAUUACAUCCGCCUGGCCUGCAGCAAGGUCCCCAACAACUGCAUCAGUAGCAUCGAGAACAUGGAGAACAUCAGCACUUCCAGGGCCAAGGGCCGGGCCUGGAUCCGCGUGGCACUGAUGGAGAAACGAAUGUCAGAGUACAUUGCCACAGCCCUGCGGGACACCAGAACCACCAGACGGUUUUAUGAUGAUGGGGCCAUCAUGCUGCGGGAGGAGUCCACGGUGCUCACUGGGAUGCUCAUCGGACUCAGUGCCAUUGACUUCAGUUUCUGCCUGAAGGGGGAAGUAAUGGAUGGAAAAAGCCCUGUGGUCAUUGACUAUACCCCGUACCUGAAGUUUACACAGAGCUACGACUACCUAAGCGAUGAGGAGGACCGCAGGAGCAUGGAAAGUAGCACAAGCGAGGAGAGCUCUCCUGACCACCCCUACCUGCCGCUGGUCACGGAUGAUGACAGCUGGUACAACAAGUGGCGGAAGAUGGAGCAGAAGUUCCGUAUUGUGUAUGCACAGAAGGGGUACCUGGAAGAGCUGGUGCGUCUCAGGGAGUCCCAGCUGAAGGACCUAGAAGCAGAGAACAAGCGUCUGCAGAUGAGGCUGGAGGAGGUGAAGGUGCAAAACCACCAGGAGAAGAGGGAGCUGGAGGGCAUCAUCCUGGAACUGCAGGAGCAGCUGACGGGCCUGAUCCCCUGCGAGAAUGCACAACUGGUCCAGCUCUCCAAGGAGAUGAUCACGCCCUUGGUGAACCAGUGGCCCUCGUUGGGAACCCUCAAUGGAAAUGACUGUGGGUCAGACACCAAGCUGUACAGAAGGCACAGCUUCAUGAGCACAGACCAGCUGUCAGCAGAGAUCAGCCUGAGCUCCGACUCCCAGAGGCUGGGGGAGGGCAAACGUGAAGGAGAGCCCUGGGGGCCACUGGGGAAGGACCCCACGCCGUCCAUGCUGGGGCUCUGCGGCUCCCUGGCCUCCCUCCCGAGCUGCAAGUCCUUGGCCAGCCUGAAAUCCAAUGAAUGCCUGGUGAGCGACAGCAAUGAAGCCAGCCCUACCCACAGCCCCAGCUGAGAGGCCGUGCGGCGCCAGGGAGUGGAGGCUGCUGGAAGGAGGCAAGCUGAGGAAACCCUGCCAUCUCAUGCUGAGGGGACUGACGCCACAGCCACCAGGACCUUACUGCCCCUGUGGGGGCCGCCCCCAGCUGAACCACUGCAUUUUCACAGACACAGGCCCAUUCCUCAUGAGGGACGUGUCGCCCAGGGCAGAACCUCAUCCGCUCGUACAGUCGGACGGAUGCCCGAGCGCUUUGCAAACGUGCUGUAUAUACUGCAAUGGCUUCACCAGACUGCUGGAAGGCAGCCACCUCUGGGGUGGAACGAGGCAGCUGUUUAAGUGCUGUGUUGCACAGCUAUCCAAGCAUGGGAAGGGGCGCAGGGUCCUGCAUCUGACUGAAGGGGGUGGGGGUCAAAAGAUAAUUUGUCUCCUCCCCCCUUAGGGAUUUGACCCUCACGGCAGGCGCUCA
Alligator sinensis (Chinese alligator) is the source of this 1792-nucleotide messenger RNA. RefSeq names its product RUN domain containing 3A (gene RUNDC3A). The coding region runs from base 1 to 1341 and encodes 446 amino acids. The record is from RefSeq and is a predicted model, not a curated record. The transcript has 12 exons. Gene Ontology annotation, cellular component: cytosol. NCBI's taxonomy places the organism in Eukaryota, Metazoa, Chordata, Crocodylia, Alligatoridae.